AUGUCAUUUCCAAGGUUGCCGUGUACGUUCGCUUUGGUUCUGUUAACCGCAAGUUGUGUAUUUUCGACUGCAAUAUAUGGCAGUACUGAUACGGAUGAUCGAACCUUUGUACAUUUUUUGCAUAAAAAUAAAUAUGGUUAUACAACGCCGCCGCCAACUACAACAACUGCCGCUCCUACAAAAUCACCGUCGGAAACUCUCAAGGACCUUCUACCGAUAAUAACUCAGGCUAUUAAGGAUGCUGGUAUCGGUGGAGGUACUGGUAGCGGUGGUGCUGCUGGAGGUACUGGUAGCGGAGGUACUGGAACUGGAGGCACUGGUACCGGUGGUGCUACUGGAGGUGCUGGUGCCGGUACUACUGGUGGUGCAGGUGCCGGUACUACUGGUGGUGCAGGUGCCGGUACUACUGGUGGUGCUGGUACUGGUACUACUGGAGGUGCAGGUGCUGGUACUGGUACUACUGGAGGUGCAGGUGCCGGUACUACUGGAGGUGCUGGUACUGGUACUACUGGAGGUGCAGGUGCUGGUACUACUGGAGGUGCAGGUGCCGGUACUACUGGAGGUGCUGGUACUGGUACUACUGGAGGUGCAGGUGCUGGUACUACUGGAGGUGCAGGUGCCGGUACUACUGGAGGUGCUGGUACUGGUACUACUGGAGGUGCAGGUGCUGGUACUACUGGAGGUGCAGGUGCCGGUACUACUGGAGGUGCUGGUACUGGUACUACUGGAGGUGCAGGUGCUGGUACUACUGGAGGUGCAGGUGGUGGUAUUACAGUUGAUGUUAAUACUAGUGCAGGUACUAGAUAUUUCAAUUAUCCAAGUCCUUAUUAUUAUGCUCCACCCGUUGGUCCUGCUUACAUGUCUCCACCUGCUAUAUAUGGUGCUCCACCGGCUAAUCAUUAUGCUCCACCCGUUGGUUCAGCUUAUAUGCCUCCACCUUCUAUAUAUGGUGCUCCACCGACUAAUCAUUAUGCUCCAAUUUCAUCGUUGCCAUAUCCUUACUUUUAUUGA
Messenger RNA from Musca vetustissima, 1011 nucleotides. RefSeq lists its product as uncharacterized. The coding region runs from base 1 to 1011 and encodes 336 amino acids. The transcript has a single exon. The record is from RefSeq and is a predicted model, not a curated record. NCBI's taxonomy places the organism in Eukaryota, Metazoa, Arthropoda, Insecta, Diptera, Muscidae.